GUAUUUAAUUAAACUGCUUUUAAAUGGAGAGGUACAUGCGUAAAACAUGUACAUGUACAUGCGUAAAACUGGGCACGCUCUGUGCGUAAUGAUUCACUUAGGAGUGGAUGUUCGGUCCCAUACGUUUUUAAUAGUAUACCGUUUACUGUAAGACAUUGCCCUGCCACACUCUGCCUCACACACACACACAAGAGGCUGCGCGAGAGAGCGCCGCAGUCGUUGCGUCACAGAGGACACGUAACGGGACUGCCUGAGUCUGACCGGAGGAGACAGACAGUCAGACUGGGGUUAGCGGGGACAGAGCAGAGACAGCAGGACCACUCUCACCGGAUACUGCCUGCACACAGAAGGCUUGUAACUAUUGAUUCCUGCGCAGUGUUAACACAGAAGACCAAAUACAGCCAUGGUAUUCAGAGGUACAAUAACAGAUGCUCCGGACUUUGAUCCCAGCGCUGAUGCCGAGGCCCUUUACAAUGCUAUGAAAGGCAUCGGGAGUGAUAAAGAGGCCAUAUUGGACCUGGUCACCUCAAGGAGCAACGCACAGAGGCAGGAAGUCAUUACAGCGUACAAAUGCAACUUUGGAAAGGACCUGAUUGAGGACCUGAAGUAUGAGCUCACAGGCAAAUUUGAGCGUCUCAUUGUCAGUCUGAUGAGAACCCCAGCCUACCAUGAUGCCAAAGAAAUCCAUGAUGCAGUCAAAGGAGCUGGAACAAACGAGAGAUGCCUUAUUGAAGUCAUGGCAUCUCGGAACAACAAACAGAUACACGAGAUGGUUGCAGCAUACAAGGACGCCUAUGGCAGUGACAUGGAGGAGGAUAUCAUCAUGGACACGUCGGGUCACUUUAAGAAGAUGCUGGUUGUUUUACUUCAGGGGACCAGAGAUGAGUCAGGAGUGGUGAACGCAGACCUGGUGGAGCAGGAUGCACAAGAACUGUAUGCAGCAGGGGAAGAGCAGUGGGGGACUGACGAGGCCAAAUUUAUCAUGAUCCUGGGAAACCGUAGUGUGACCCACCUCAACAUGGUUUUCGAUGCAUUCGAGAAGAUUGCAGAGAUGUCCAUUGAGGACAGCAUAAAGAAUGAGCUGUCUGGGGACUUUGAGAGGCUGAUGCUGGCUGUUGUCCAGUGUGUAAGGAGCGUUCCCAUGUUCUUUGCCAAGCGCCUUUACAAGUCAAUGAAGGGUCUCGGCACAGCUGACAACACCCUGAUCAGGAUCAUGAUCUCUCGCUCUGAAAUAGACAUGUUGGACAUUCGGGAGUGUUUCCGUUUAAGAUAUGAGAAGUCACUUUAUAACAUGAUUAAGGAUGACACAUCAGGAGAUUACAAGAGGACUCUGCUGAAUCUGUGUGGAGGAGAUGAUGACUUAGCUGGAGAGUUCUUCCCUGAAGCUGCUCAGAUAGCCUACAAGAUGUGGGAAUUAAGUGCCAUGACCAAAGUCCAGCUGAGGCCAACAGUCCGCCCCGCACCCAGUUUUGACCCUGCUGCUGAUGCACAAGCGCUGAGGAAAGCUAUGAAGGGAUUCGGAACAGACGAAGAUGCAAUCAUUGACAUUGUUACACACAGAAGCAACGCUCAGAGGCAAGAGAUCAGACAGGCCUUCAAAUCCCUACUGGGAAGGGAUCUGAUGAAGGACCUGAAGUCUGAGCUGUCAAAGAACUUGGAGAGGCUGAUCAUUGGGCUCAUGUUGACUCCUGCAGAGUUUGAUGCCAAAAUGAUGAGGAAGGCAAUGGAGGGGGCUGGGACAGAUGAACACGCUCUGAUCGAGAUCCUGGUCACCAGGAGCAAUGAGGAAAUACUUGCCAUGAACGAAGCUUAUCAGAAUGCCUAUAAGAAGUCUUUGGAGGAAGCCAUUCAGUCAGACACAUCAGGCCACUUCUGCCGCAUCCUUGUUUCUCUCGUGCAGGGUGCAAGAGAGGAGGGACCUGCAGAUGUGGAAAGAGCAAAUGCAGAUGCUCAGGAACUUGCCGACGCGUGCAAUGCCGACUCUGAUGAAAUGGAGAUGAAGUUCAUGAGUAUUCUGUGCACCAGAAGCUUUCCUCAUCUUAGGAGAGUGUUCCAGGAGUUUGUCAGAUGCACCAACAAGGACAUUGAACAGAUUAUCAAGAAGGAGAUGUCAGGAGAUGUCAAAAAUUCCUUUUAUGCAAUAGUUCGCAGUGUAAAGAACCAGCCGUCUUAUUUUGCAGACCGUCUGUACAAAGCCAUGAAGGGCCUUGGUACAGACGACAGAGCGCUGAUCCGCAUCAUGGUGUCCCGUAGCGAGGUCGACCUUUUCAACAUUCGUAAAGAGUUUAAGGAAACACAUGAUGCCUCCCUACAUGAAUUCAUCCAGGUAGAAACUAUGAUUGGCGAUACCUCGGGAGACUACCGUAAAACGCUGCUGAUACUCUGCGGAGGGGAGGAUUAAACUCAUCAAGUCUCUGCAGCUUCGUUCACAGACUUCAGUAAAAAAAAAAAAAAAAAAAAACACGAGACGAGCCUGAUCACAGAGUGAAACUGCAGUGGUUAACGCCAGUAUCUAUCGUCAGUGUCCCUAAACUGCUGCCGCCCCUCAGCCAAACCAAGUGACCUAUGACCUCCCAGCCUUCAAAGCCAUUUUUCUGCUCUCGUGUCUGAUUGUCCUGUCCAUCAGGAUGUCUUUCUUUUUCUUUCUUUCCUUUUUUUACAGAGUCAAUUAUAACAUGAAGAUGUUCACGUCAGUGUAGAAAGGUGCGCCACAUGUACAGCAUAUUGGAAAUGUUGAGCAGUGCCUUCAGAUUGCAGGCUGUCCAAUGAUUACUGUCAUUUUAAGGUAUCAUAUAGACCGAAAUAAAAAUGAUUACACACACACAAAGUCUUUUUUUUAUGUUUCUUGAAAAACACUGAAAUACUUUUGCUGUAUAAAUUCAAGUUCAUGUGAAGUGUAAAUCAUGAUAGCUCUCUUGCUGUCCUUUUUUUGUAUGUGUUCUGGGUGGGGUGCCCUGGUUUGUGUUUGGCAGGGCAGUUUAAUGAUUAACUGUGCUGAUACUGGCAAUAGAAAUGGGCCAGGCAGAAAGAGAACUACAAUAUUUAGCAUCAGGAAACUCCCACUCCAAUUCAAUGCCUCUUCUGCUUAACAAACUCAAAAAUACCCAUAGGUUAUUGUUGUUCAUAAAGGUUAACCAUGUGUAAAUAAAGGGUGAUAUAAACAGAAUAAUAGCAGCUUGUUCAAAUUAAUAUUUUGAUUAUUGGAUAGAAGCUAGAAGCUAAUGUUACGUGCCUAAAUGUAAAUCUUGUUACCUCUUUCAACCACUCUGCAUCUUUACAUUCAAACACACUGUAGAGGUGUAGUGUGACUACCUACCAUGACUGAACAGUCAUCAACACAUUUAAAUAAACAAAAAGAAAACAUGUCGUUCACACUUAACCAUAUUAACAUGUCACUUAACACUUCAUUUCAUGUUGCUCAGUUGGACUUGCGUACUCGAUAAUGGCAGGAGAAAAGUACAAGACAGCUGUCUCUGUUCUUGUCAGUGUCUCACUUCAUUGCGUAUGUGUGAGCGCAGCUGCUGUCAGGCCAUCUUUGAGUUAAAAGAGGAAAGGAGAAAAAAAAGAUGUAUGUGGCGAGGAAAUCCCCUGCAGUACGCCAAAAUCCUAGGCAACAAAUAGAGUCUGCAGCAGUCAGUCACACUCUGGUUUUAAUGGCACACCCAACAUGAAAUUGCUCCAUUUGAUGAUAAUUAUGAGAGAUUAAGAGAUUACUCGUGUAGCACAUUGUUAAAAUGCAGCCAAUGUCAAAAUAUACAAUUUGAAUUUCCCUUCUGACAGCCGGGGGGAAGUUUGCACUGUGGUGUUUUUCUGAGCAGCCUGCACAGCAUGAAUUAAAUAGAUUGAAGUUUACAUAUUUCAAAGCUGUUAGUAACAGCGUGUCACAUCCUCAGAGACAGUUAUGGGUGCUGCUUUAGCCUCUGACUUUUUAUCUACAGUCUUUGUAAUUACAGUGGCAUCAUGAUGUGAUCAUGCAAACAAGUCACACUGUAUGUACUGUACUGAAUCCACAAGUAAAUACACAUUAAAGGUUAUCUGUGUUUUUCUUCA
Messenger RNA from Epinephelus fuscoguttatus (brown-marbled grouper), 4050 nucleotides. RefSeq names its product annexin A6 (gene anxa6). The record is from RefSeq and is a predicted model, not a curated record. The transcript has 25 exons. Gene Ontology annotation, cellular component: cytoplasm; focal adhesion. Gene Ontology annotation, biological process: neural crest cell migration; apoptotic signaling pathway; regulation of muscle contraction. Gene Ontology annotation, molecular function: calcium ion binding; actin filament binding; GTP binding. Lineage: Eukaryota; Metazoa; Chordata; Actinopteri; Perciformes; Serranidae. The coding region runs from base 404 to 2401 and encodes 665 amino acids.